Molecule: messenger RNA, 3014 nt
Organism: Ailuropoda melanoleuca (giant panda)
Lineage: Eukaryota; Metazoa; Chordata; Mammalia; Carnivora; Ursidae
Gene: POU1F1
Product: POU class 1 homeobox 1
Exons: 7
Coding region: 136-1221 (361 amino acids)
Biological process (GO): regulation of transcription by RNA polymerase II
Molecular function (GO): DNA-binding transcription factor activity, RNA polymerase II-specific; RNA polymerase II cis-regulatory region sequence-specific DNA binding
Source: RefSeq, a predicted model, not a curated record
CUCCCGCUGCUCCGGGGCCUUCCUGAUGUAUAUAUGCAGGUAGUGAGAUUUGAAACGGCCCUUGGAAACAGUAAUAGAAUAAAACUCUGAUUUGGGGAGCAGCAGUUCUCCUCAGUUUUCUACUGUCUUGUGGGAAUGAGUUGCCAACCUUUUACUUCGGCCGAUACCUUUAUACCUCUCAAUUCUGAGGCUUCUGCGACUCUGCCUCUGAUCAUGCAUCACAGCGCAGCCGAGUGCCUCCCAGUCUCCAACCACGCCACCAACGUGAUGUCCACAGCAACAGGACUUCAUUACUCUGUUCCUUCCUGUCAUUAUGGAAACCAGCCAUCGACCUAUGGAGUGAUGGCAGGCUUCACGCCUGUAACCUCAGAGAUGUUGUCAGUUAGCAUCGGCAGGACCGCGUGCUCCAGAAGAGCAAUUUGCGCCCUACCACAGUGUUUGAGCCAACACCUCUGCCUCCCCAUUGCCUGCUUUAGAAGAUGUACCCCUUCUCCCACUUCCGCCACACGGAACUGUAUACACAGCAAUUUAGAAGGGCUUUGCUGGAUUAAUCUACAAGGUAGCUUAACCCCUUGUCUUUAUAAGUUUCCUGACCAUACCUUGAGUCAUGGCUUUCCACCCAUGCACCAGCCUCUCCUGGCGGAGGACCCCACAGUCACAGAUUUCAAGCAGGAGCUCAGGCGGAAAAGUAAAUUAGUCGAAGAGCCAAUAGACAUGGAUUCUCCAGAAAUCCGAGAACUUGAGAAGUUUGCCAAUGAAUUUAAAGUGAGAAGAAUUAAGUUAGGAUACACCCAAACCAAUGUUGGGGAAGCCCUCGCUGCUGUGCACGGCUCUGAAUUCAGUCAAACCACUAUCUGCCGAUUCGAAAACCUGCAACUCAGCUUUAAAAAUGCAUGCAAGCUAAAAGCAAUAUUAUCGAAAUGGCUGGAGGAAGCUGAGCAAGUGGGAGCUUUAUACAAUGAAAAAGUAGGAGUGAAUGAAAGAAAAAGGAAGCGAAGAACAACUAUAAGUAUUGCUGCUAAAGAUGCCCUGGAGAGACACUUUGGAGAACAGAAUAAGCCUUCCUCUCAAGAGAUCAUGCGAAUGGCUGAAGAACUGAACCUUGAGAAAGAAGUAGUAAGAGUUUGGUUUUGCAAUCGAAGGCAGAGAGAAAAACGGGUGAAAACAAGUCUGAAUCAGAGUUUAUUUACUAUUUCUAAGGAGCACCUUGAAUGCAGAUAAAAUUUGUUGUGUGAUAGCCAAUUUUUUUCUAUUUUUCAUUCCUUUCUCUUCUCCAACAAAAAUAGAAAUUAGUUAUUUGGUUGGCUUCAAAAAUCAGUUUAUAUCAAUAACUUUUGCAGAAGCUUUUCUACUUUUUUAAAAAAAGAAUACAAUUUGAAUGUUGACAUUAUUUUCUUUAAAAUAAUUAUUCUCAGAAGCCAAGCUGUACAUUUUUAAGCCAAAGAUAGCAAUAGGAAUAAACAGUGAUUCUCUCUCAAUCUUUCUCUCUCUCCCUCUUGCUCUCUCUACAAACACACACAGUGUGCACGUGGAUCUUUAAGAUUCUUUUCUCAAAGGCUGUUUAUUAGCUUUUUAACAUUUCAGUCAUAAUGCCAUAUAAAGAAUAUCACAAUAGAAGACAAUUAGAAAAUUGAUUAAUGUCCUGCUUACCCUCAGUUCUAAUAUUUUGUUUGAACUAAAUAGUUGGUUUGCACAUAAGAGCUAGAGGUGCCUUUGAAUUUUAUUAGUGCAUUUAGAAAUAAUCGUAAUCAGAAGCGACACUUUUUUAUCUUUUUAUUCUUCCCAGCGAUUUCGCUUUCCUGAUGUUUAUUUAUAGAAAAUAUGCUUUAGGGUUCGAGAAGCCCACACCGCUCCUCGGUAAGCUACAACAGCGCAGCGAUGGCGUCUGGCGUGUCUGCCGUUGCUCCUCCGGCUCCUGGGCAAGUGUUUGCGCGUAGCGGGCACGUGGUAUUUGUUAAAGGAACAAAGGAGUGUGCUGUUAAUGACUGCUACAAACUUGAAGGUGCCUAACUUUAACAUAAGUCUCACGACCUAGAAAAUCAUCUGGGAUGCUACCAGAAAAGACUAUCACUUUGGUUUAAUUGGUUAAAGUAUGAUUUAUUAUUAAUGAAAAAGUUGGACAUAUUGAGUUUUUAAAUUUGGGGAAUUAUAUCCAAGGAAUAUAUUUAUUUAAUUUAUAAGAAUGCACUUCUUUGAAACUUGCAAGUAGAAGCCAACUGUAAGGUAGUAUCAAUCUGACCUUUUUUUGCAUUUAAAAUAUAAAUCUGCUGGCAACGUUUAUCUAACUUAUUUUAUGUAACAAAAUGGAAACAGACCAAAUUUUAUUACUGAUUUAGAAUGCUUACUAAGUUAUACUGUCCAGUCUCAUGGUUUUUAUGAUCUUAAUAAAGACCAAACAUUACACAGGUCAUAAUCUCUAUAGAUCAUAUGUGUUUUAUGCAUGCAUAAUCACCAUUAAUUGGAUGGCGAGAAACUUUGAUAUAUUAUUAACAAAAAGAGAUCUUUUUCAGUGGCUUAAUCAUCGAUGCUUAAGUACACAUCUAGCACCCAGGAGAUGUUGAACAAAAUAUAUGUACAAAGACUUUCAUUACUCAAGAGUAAAUUCCAAAUUAUUCAGCCAUGUAGAUAUGUAAGUAAGUUCCUUCUCUGUAUAAUUCAACCAGCUCACCACACACACUAAUUGGGAAGGGAUUCUGUAGUUUGCAAAAGGCAGGGUAGGAUGUAUCUACGUAUAUAUAUAUACAUUCUAUAUACAUACACAAAAAUGCACAUAUACAUGUCUGAAAGCUGCAGAUAGAAACAAAAUGUAAUGCAAAAUAAAUCUAGAUUAGUGACUUUUUUGCACUUUAAAUGUGAAUCUGCUGGGAACGUUUAAUCUGACUUUCUACAACAAAAAUAAGCAUGUAUAUAUGCUUCUAUCAUCACCACAUCUAUAUGAUCAUAAUCUUAUCAGACAUUCACUCAUAAGGUCAUUCCAGCUUAGAUACAGCUAGCAUUGAGAAGUAAUUUUUCUC